Messenger RNA from Thermothelomyces thermophilus ATCC 42464, 483 nucleotides. RefSeq lists its product as uncharacterized. NCBI's taxonomy places the organism in Eukaryota, Fungi, Ascomycota, Sordariomycetes, Sordariales, Chaetomiaceae. Bases 1 to 483 code for a protein of 160 amino acids. The record is from RefSeq and is a predicted model, not a curated record. The transcript is spliced from 2 exons.
AUGUUCCUCACUUGCACCAAAUUAGGCGAGAAACAUUCAGCAGAGCAGGCACGACGGGAGUUCAGACGGUGGAGCCUAGCCGCCAAAUUGAGCAUCCUGAUCCCUGCACACGUGAUGGAGGCCCUGUGGCGGCUUCGCGAAUGCACCCAGGAGUGCCAGGGGCCCAGGGGGUGCCCGCCUGAUCUCGACCACUCGACCUCCGACAGGGCAGCCCCCCAAGCGGGACUGAUUUUGCCGUUGCUAAACAAGGAGAAGACGCCAUCCUGGCAAUCUGUGCCUGUGUCUCCGUCCAAGGCAGUGCCGAAGAACUACUUUCAACCUACGCCUUUCAUCACCGACCAUAGCUACCUUAUCGCGCGGAUCGGAGGUAGUUCAUCAACCGUGAGGAGCUGUCGCAGCCCUCCCCCCGACGCCGUCGACCCAAUAACCCCAAACGCACCCGCGAACUCCGUCCGUCACUCGUCCUCCUUCAUGGCCAGCUAG